Formica exsecta is the source of this 704-nucleotide messenger RNA. Its product is annotated as voltage-dependent calcium channel type A subunit alpha-1-like. The record is from RefSeq and is a predicted model, not a curated record. The coding region runs from base 146 to 526 and encodes 126 amino acids. Gene Ontology annotation, biological process: chemical synaptic transmission; calcium ion import across plasma membrane. Gene Ontology annotation, cellular component: voltage-gated calcium channel complex; membrane. The transcript is spliced from 2 exons. Lineage: Eukaryota; Metazoa; Arthropoda; Insecta; Hymenoptera; Formicidae. Gene Ontology annotation, molecular function: high voltage-gated calcium channel activity.
CAGGUUGGCAGCAGCGCAAGAGGCGGCACAAAGGGACCCUGGAUACGCGAGUCAGUACUACGGGAGAAGGUCGAGGUUGGCCGGACUGAGGAGUGGUCUCGGUGACUGGACUAGCUUCGGAGGGGAGGUACCUGGUCUGGUAGACAUGGCACCAGGCCGGGAUCAGGGCGGAGGGGCGGGUGGCGGUGGGGGAGGCGGCAAGGGCACCACGUCGUUGUUUAUCCUGUCGGAGGAUAACUGUAUACGGAAGCAUACGCGCUUCAUCAUCGAGUGGCCGCCCUUCGAAUACGCCGUCCUGCUCACCAUCAUCGCCAAUUGCGUAGUCCUUGCCCUCGAGGAGCAUCUGCCGAGUUCUGACAAGACCAUACUCGCACAAAAACUCGAGUCCACGGAGAUCUAUUUCCUCGGGAUUUUCUGUGUCGAGGCGACCCUCAAGAUCCUCGCUCUCGGCUUCGUCCUCCACCGCGGCUCCUACCUGCGCAACAUCUGGAACAUCAUGGACUUCUUCGUCGUGGUGACCGGGUAAGAGUCGAGAGCUUCUUUGUCAGCAAAAUCCUCCUUUUCGUUUCCUUUCAUUAUUCCCUCUCUGUAUUCCUGUAACUCUGUAUUCCUGAUUAACUUUCUCCAACAAUGAUUUUUAAAUUUAAUUUACUCACAUAUCCUUGGAAAAAGAGUUUCCUGAGAUUAUUAAUUCUUUUAUUAAU